Messenger RNA from Tachyglossus aculeatus (Australian echidna), 3153 nucleotides. It is a transcript of the gene TMCC2, whose product is annotated as transmembrane and coiled-coil domain family 2. The transcript has 5 exons. Bases 115 to 2208 code for a protein of 697 amino acids. Gene Ontology annotation, cellular component: endomembrane system. Gene Ontology annotation, biological process: amyloid precursor protein metabolic process. The record is from RefSeq and is a predicted model, not a curated record. Lineage: Eukaryota; Metazoa; Chordata; Mammalia; Monotremata; Tachyglossidae.
CCAUCUUGCAAUGCCCGUGCCCCCGUGGCCUGCGGAGGAUGCCCCCCUCCUCCCUUGCAGCCUGGCCCUUCUGAGGUCCCGCCCUUGGGGAGGGGGCGACUUGGAGAGGGGACCAUGAAGAGGUGCAAGUCGGACGAGCUGCAGCAGCGGGAGGAGGAUGGGGCCGGGCUGGAUGACGAGCCCGCCAGCGCUGCCCACCUGCCUGGCACGGAUGCCAGGGCUGGGGAGGGCGCGGGGGCCGCGCCUGCCAACGACCCCGUCCCCCGCACCAAGCCUCCGGACCUAAAGAAAAUCCAGCAGCUCUCCGAGGGCUCCAUGUUCGGCCACGGCCUGAAGCACCUGUUCCACAGCCGCCGGCGGUCCCGGGAGCGGGAGCACCAGACGAGCCAGGACUGUCAGCUCCCGCAGCAGCACCCCGGCGCGUCGGACCACGACUCUCCCGACGAGAAGGAGCGCUCGCCGGAGAUGCACCGCGUCUCCUACGCCGUGUCCCUGCAUGACCUGCCCGCCCGGCCCACCGCCUUCAACCGGGUGCUGCAGCAGAUCCGCUCCCGCCCCUCCAUCAAGCGGGGUGCCAGCCUGCACGGCGGCGGGGGCGGGGGCGGGGGCCGCCGCCCCAAAAGCAGCUCCCUGGAGCCCCAGAGGGGCAGCCCCCACCUGCUCCGCAAGGCCCCGCAGGACAGCAGCCUAACCGCCAUCCUACACCAGCACCAGGGCCGGCCCCGCUCCUCCUCCACCACCGACACCGCCCUGCUCCUGGCCGAGGGCGGCAGCGUCUACUUCCUCGCCGAGGAGACGGAGGGGCUCCUGGACAAGGUGGACAAGGGAGACCAGAGCGGCCUGAGCCUGUCCAGCGGCCCCGGCCAUGGCGAUCCUGACGGCCCCAUCGGCCUGGACGUGCCCGAAGGGGCCCCGGACCCCCAGCGGACCAAGGCCGCCAUCGAGCACCUGCACCAGAAGAUCCUGAAGAUCACGGAGCAGAUCAAGAUCGAGCAGGAGGCCCGGGACGACAACGUGGCCGAGUACCUGAAGCUCGCCAACAACGCCGACAAGCAGCAGGUGUCCCGCAUCAAGCAGGUGUUCGAGAAGAAGAACCAGAAGUCGGCCCAGACCAUCGCCCAGCUCCACAAGAAGCUGGAGCACUACCACCGGCGGCUGAAGGAGAUCGAGCAGAACGGGCCGUCCCGCCAGCCCAAGGACGUGCUGCGGGACAUGCAGCAGGGGCUGAAGGACGUGGGCGCCAACGUGCGGGCCGGCAUCAGCGGCUUCGGGGGCGGGGUGGUGGAGGGGGUCAGGGGGAGCCUGUCGGGCCUCUCCCAGGCCACCCACACGGCCGUGGUGUCCAAGCCGCGCGAGUUCGCCAGCCUCAUCCGCAACAAGUUCGGCAGCGCCGACAACAUCGCCCACCUGAAGGACCCGCUGGAGGGCGGGCCCCCCGAGGAGGCCGCCCGGGCGCUGAGCGGCAGCGCCACGCUGGUGUCCAGCCCCAAGUACGGCAGCGACGACGAGUGCUCCAGCGCCAGCUCGGCCUCCGCGGGCGCCGGGAGCAACUCCGGGGCCGGGCCGGGCGGGGCCGGGCCGGGCAGCCCCAAGUCCGCCACCUUGUACAGCCACCCCAACAACCUGGACGCCUUGCUGGAGGAGCUGCGGGACAUCAAGGAGAGCCAGGCUCACCUGGAUGACUCCCUGGAGGACCUGAAGGCCCAGCUGCAGCGGGACUAUACUUAUAUGACCCAGUGCCUGCAGGAGGAGCGCUACAGGUACGAGCGCCUGGAGGAGCAGUUGAACGACCUCACGGAGCUACACCAGAACGAGAUGACCAACCUGAAGCAGGAGCUGGCCAGCAUGGAGGAGAAAGUGGCCUACCAGUCCUACGAGAGGGCCCGUGACAUCCAGGAAGCCGUGGAGUCUUGCCUGACCCGAGUCACCAAGCUGGAGCUGCAGCAGCAGCAGCAGCAGGUGGUGCAGCUGGAGGGGGUGGAGAACGCCAACGCGCGGGCGCUGCUGGGCAAGUUCAUCAACGUGAUCCUGGCGCUGAUGGCUGUGCUGCUGGUAUUCGUCUCCACCAUCGCCAACUUCAUCACGCCGCUCAUGAAGACCCGCCUCCGCAUCGCCUCCACCUCCCUCAUCGUCCUCGUCCUCUUCCUGCUGUGGAAACACUGGGACACGCUCACCUACCUCCUGGAGCACGUGCUGCUGCCCAGCUGAGCGCCCGGCGGUCGUGUCCUCCAGCCGGGAGGGGCCCCCGAGGCCUGGGUCCCGGGGUCCCUUUGAGUUCCUUCCUUGUUUGGUUUGGUCAUCCGACUGCUCUCGGCCCCCUCCCGCCCAGCCCACUUCUUUCUUCCUUGCCUCGGCCCAAUUUCGGGUCCUCGCCCCGUCUCCCCGAAGGGACCCGUCUCGGGCUGUUACGUGUACUCCCAGGAGCAGAAGUGAGAAGAAAGGAGGAAUCAUAUUUAUGUGAUUAUUUAAAGACACGCGAGAACUCCCGGCCCGUGGGGCUAGACUGCCGGACGGCUCUGGCUCUCCUCACCGGAGUUUGGUCCCAAAACAGGCUGGGGGCGGACCUGACUUCGGAAGACGGGCCCCUGGAGCGGCAAGACGCGAGACGGGCCUUGACUAUUCCCGAGGGGAUGGGCCAAAGCCAAGCCCCGGAAACAUUCUCCCCCCUCCUCCCCGCCCCGUGCCACGAGGGAGCAGACGGCGGGUGUGGGUUCUCGGCGGUCACCGGGUCCAUGCCUCUUGACAGCCGAUCUGCCAUCUUGGGGGAAACCCAGGGUCCAGGAUCUCUGGAACCUGGUUUUCUGUGCGCACGUUGAUUUAUUUAUUUAUUUAUUGGGGUCCACCCUUUGCCCCUAGGACGGAGCCGGCGCUGCCUCUGCUUUCCCCUGGCCCAGGCUGGGGGAUUGGGGGCCGGGGGGCGGGGGACGCGAACCCAUCUUUUCUACGUCUAUUUAUUUUGUAUUGGAGUGUGCGUGCGUGCGUGCGUGGGUUGGGGUGGGGUUUUUUUAAUCACCGGAGGACCAGGGGAAGUUGACGUUCCCAGCCCGACCGUCCGCAGGACCUUAUGGUAUCAGACGGAAUCCCAAGAGACCAAAUAAUACCCACAGAGCGGGCAGCAGUCCCAGGUUUGGGAAUGCCAGAGAAAUAAAGAUC